GGCUGGAGCAACCCCGAGCUAUUACCGAAAUGCUGGCCUGGUCAGUCGCCCGAACGGCGUCACAAAUACCUCGAUGGGCUGCAGCGCAGUGGAAGGAUCGAACCAGCACGCACGUCGGGACAAUAUGGUUGGCCAGGGAUAUUUGCACUGCACAAACUCUCGGAGACAUUUGCCGAGAUACAGCGAAGAAGGGAGUCCAUGCAGCGAGCUUGGCCCCUUGACAAAGACUUUUUGGCCCAGGCCAAGCCCGAUGUUAUCUGUAAUCGUGGAUUGGGUUUUCCAUCCGCCGCUCGACGUCUAAAGUCGGAUCCCUCCUCUCUGUAUGGUGGGAAUUUCGGCAGCCGUCUCGGAAAAUCUUCCGGACAAUUUCCCUCCCCCAACCCCCGGAAGAGCCACAUCAAAUCGGGUGGAUUACGGGGUGCAAUUGGCGGGCAAUGGUGGGGUACCAUCGCGGGGCAGCGUGACAAGACGGAUGGAGCUCGGAUGGACGUGAGAAAGUAA
Messenger RNA from Colletotrichum orchidophilum, 501 nucleotides. RefSeq lists its product as uncharacterized. Lineage: Eukaryota; Fungi; Ascomycota; Sordariomycetes; Glomerellales; Glomerellaceae. The annotation marks the transcript as partial. The record is from RefSeq and is a predicted model, not a curated record. The transcript has a single exon.